GGUCGUCUGCGCAAAGCAUUGUGGGUCUGAAUAGCCACCUAAGACCACCGCCGUCCUUCGUAUGGUGGCGAUUUUCGAUCGACGCGGGGCGCAGCGAGAAUCGUCGCCCACGGCCUCGUUUCUUACGGUCAUUACGGUGAUCCCGGCAGCGGCUGCGGGGUGUCAGCUGAUCCUCGGUUUCACUGCGAGGGAGCGAGGAGCUGCAGAACAACACCGCCCGGAACCCUGAGACAACACCAUGGCGGCCGAGAUCCACUCGAGGCCGCAGACCGCCAGACCGGUUCUUCUCAACAAGAUCGAGGGACACUCGGACGCGGUCAACGCAGCCGUUUUAAUACCGAAAGAAGAUGGAGUGAUCACGGUCAGCGAGGACAGAACCAUCCGGGUUUGGUUGAAAAGAGACAGCGGCCAGUACUGGCCGAGCAUCUACCACACCGUCUCCUCUCCGUGCUCCUGCGUGUCGUACCACCACGACAGCAGACGCAUCUUCAUCGGUCAGGACAACGGCGCCGUGGUGGAGUUUCUCAUCUCUGAGGAUUUCAACAAGAUGAGCCACGUCAAGACGUAUCCAGCCCACCAGAACCGCGUGUCGGACCUGGUGUUCUCCCUGGAGAGCGAGUGGGUGGUGAGCACCGGCCACGACAAGAGUGUGAGCUGGAUGUGCACGCAGAGCGGAAGCAUGCUGGGGAGACACGUCUUCACCGCCUGGGCCUCCUGCCUGCAAUACGAUCACGAGACGCAGCACGCCUUCGUGGGCGACUACUCGGGGCAGAUCACGCUGCUGAAGCUGGAGAAGCAGACGUACUCCACCAUCACCACGCUGAAGGGCCAUGAAGGUAGCAUAGCGACCCUGUGGUGGGACCCCGUCCAGAGGCUGCUGUUCUCGGGGGCGGCCGACCACAGCGUCAUCAUGUGGGACAUCGGGGGCCGCAAGGGCCGAACGCUGCUGCUGCAGGGACACCACGAGCGCGUGCAGGCCGUCCGGUACCUCCAGCUGACCCGACAGCUGGUGUCGUGCUCGGCUGACGGCGGCAUGGCGGUGUGGAACAUGGACACGCAGAGAGAAGAGGCGCCGCUGUGGUUGGACAGCGACUCCUGUCAGAAGUGCGAGCAGCCGUUCUUCUGGAACAUCAAGCAGAUGUGGGACACUAAGACCAUGGGGCUCCGACAGCACCACUGCAGGAAGUGCGGCAAGGCCGUGUGUGGGAAAUGUAGUUCUAAGCGCACGGCGUUCCCCGUCAUGGGCUUCGAGUUCCCGGUGCGGGUGUGUGACGCCUGCUUCGAUAGCGUCAAGGAGGAAGAUCGGACACCGUUGGCCACGUUCCACGAGGGGAAGCACAACAUCGCUCACAUGGACAUGGACCCGUCCAGAGGCCUGAUGGUCACCUGUGGAAGCGACCGCAUCGUCAAGAUCUGGGAUGUGACGCAGGUGGUUGGCUGUAGCUUAGCAACAGGCUUCUCCUCGCGCUGAUGUGCCCGGGCCCCCACCUUCUCCUCCGUGCUCCGCCCACUCUCCCGAUGUCAUGGAAACCCCUCUGUACAGUAUCUCCACCCCCAACCCCCCCCCCCCCUUCUAAACACUCCUGGGAUCUUCAGCGCCAGUCCGGCCGGCUUGUGUGAGUGAGUGUGUGUGUGUGUGUGCAGACAGGUGCAUGCACCGUAAUGAUUUCCCUUAUGGGAGGAAUGGUAUCGAUUAUUGGCGUUUACAUUAAGAAUUCCGAUGCUCCUUCCUUUUAUUUUAUUACCCUGCAAAGUUGCCGAGCUGUCACUACGGACACGCCGUAACUGGGCCACUCGUCGUCUGUCACCGUGCUGCCAGGCGAUCGGCUUCGUCCCGUUCACCAGGCGACCUUAAAUCACUCGGUUUUACGCCAGUAGGUCGUCUCUUGUCCCCGUCCUCCUCGCGUAACCACGUUAGAGGCUCCACAGAGCGGGAAUCUCUCUAUGCGCUGCCGCUGUAGACGUGCGAGGGACUGGUCCCACCUUGCCGUGACAUCACUGACCCCGAUUUGAAUAUGUGGCGAGGUGAACUUCCACCGGGCCUCGCUAGCAACACGCAGACAUCCUCCGGGCCUCGCUAGGAACACGCAGACAUCCGCCGGGCCUCGCUAGCAACACGCAGACAUCCGCCGGGCCUCUCUCUCUGAAAUUGAGGUUGGAAAAAUAAGAGAAAUGCACUUAAAGGGGCCUCCAAGCCACAGGUGGCGCUUUGUUCUCAUUCGUUCAUCAGCGCUGGCGACCUUACACGACCUUUAGCCCUAGGUGUCGCCCCUCUCUCUCUCUCUCUCACACACACACACACGUGUAUCCGGGAUGGCUCUCACGGUUGCACUGAUUUGCACACCUCGUAGUCUUUUUGCUUUUGGAUGAAGCUGUUUCUGUAGGCCGGGUGUUGGUUAAAAGGAUCCGAUGUGGCGUCCUUGUAAAUAACAGCUGGCGCCUCCUGAUGCUCGACUCGACGCUUGCCUUAUGGGAGGAGUGUGUGUGGGGGGGGGAAAUGAGCGUCAUGUAGUCCCUGAUUUGAAAUGUAGUCACAUUCCAGGUUUUUGAUCAUGUAGUGUAUAUUUGUAUUUGUAGUAAAGUAUUUAUCUAUAAUCGUUGUAAAUGGUUGUUCACUUUUGUAACUCCACGACGUUCUCGCGUCACACUGUAAUAUUUGGGGUUUGACUGAAGGCCGGAUGCCGUUUCAAUCUGUCAGUAGACUAUUUGCAUGAAUGUUUAUCAUUUAAAAAAUGUUUUCUUUGUUUCUGUUUUUUUCGUUUUGUUGGUGAAGGGGAACACGUCUUUAUUCUGGAAGCUUCAGGGAUUUUAAGGCAGAUAAUUGGAUAUUAUUAAUAUAAGAAUUAAGCCCUAAGUGAAUUAUUGUUGGGUCCGUCAAUAAAUGUAGCACAUUUCCUGUUAUUACAAUUAGUUAUUUCAUCCACUUCUAUGGAAAUAUUAAUUUGCUUCAUACUCAGUACAUUAAAGGAUUAAAUAAAAUAGUAAAGCUCUUAAAAACAAUGGAUGUAUUUUGUAUUCUGAAUUCAGUCUAAAACUUCCCCUGCUAAGCGCACACUAUGCUAUGCUAAGCUAGCUGCUAACUGAGGCGGCUUGAAGCUAAGUUAAUCACGGUUAAGUUUGCAAGUUGGAAAAACAAAACGAGAAGCUAAAAGAAGCGAUGCAUUUUAUGCACUUCCUGCUGUGGCCACCAGGUGGCAGCAUAACGUGCUGCUAAACGACUUUUUCUCCCUAAAAUAUGCUAACUAGCUACCCGCUAAGUGGACUUUUGUGUAAAAUAUAUAUAUAUAUAUUUAAUUGUUGCUUGAUGAAAGCCUCAAGUUUGAAAUCUCGUUUGAUUCUCCGUUAAUAUAAUGAAAUAUUGAUUAGUCCAUUCAAAUGAUUAAUAACGGAUGAAUCCUCUGGGAUCUAAACUGAGCAACGCUCCAAACAAUCAUCACGUCCACCAGGGCCAAUGUUGUAAAUGGAGCUUUCCAAACACUACGAUGGACCAAGACUCUAAAGACUCUUUUUUUUUUUUUUUCUUUUUUUUCUUGUGAAACGUCUGUAACCGUAAUCACAAACUCUGUAAAUGAUUUUUAUUUUUUACUUUGGUUUGACAUCUGAUUCUUUUCAAAGACACUUUAACGCAGUUUGUUUAAUGUUUGUCUCAAAAACAAAUCACUAUUUUUAAAUCCUUGAUAACACUGACUCAAGUCUCUCUGAGCCCUCAUCCGGACGCCGAGAGAAAAGAAUUGAUGCUUAAUAAAGAUAUUCUGAUAUGUU
Pungitius pungitius (ninespine stickleback) is the source of this 3762-nucleotide messenger RNA. RefSeq names its product WD repeat and FYVE domain containing 1 (gene wdfy1). Gene Ontology annotation, cellular component: early endosome. The record is from RefSeq and is a predicted model, not a curated record. The transcript has 12 exons. Gene Ontology annotation, molecular function: protein binding; metal ion binding. Gene Ontology annotation, biological process: positive regulation of toll-like receptor 3 signaling pathway; positive regulation of toll-like receptor 4 signaling pathway. Lineage: Eukaryota; Metazoa; Chordata; Actinopteri; Perciformes; Gasterosteidae. The coding region runs from base 239 to 1471 and encodes 410 amino acids.